Amblyraja radiata (thorny skate) is the source of this 1530-nucleotide messenger RNA. It is a transcript of the gene c1h4orf33, whose product is annotated as chromosome 1 C4orf33 homolog. The record is from RefSeq and is a predicted model, not a curated record. The coding region runs from base 442 to 1044 and encodes 200 amino acids. NCBI's taxonomy places the organism in Eukaryota, Metazoa, Chordata, Chondrichthyes, Rajiformes, Rajidae. The transcript is spliced from 7 exons.
CGCCCUGGAAACCGAACAACGCGCGCCGGGGAAAAUAACGGCCACCGACCUGCGGAGCGGGACCGACCCGACCACAGCGAUCCGCUCCUGCUCCUCCUCCAGCCGCACUGACUCCCUCACUCCGCACCGCCCAGCGACACCGGCCCGUCCGCCCGCCCGGCCCGGCCCGCACUCAACGGCCGCUGCCCUUCGGAGAUUUAAAACCCCGCCGCCCGGCCCAGCGCUGCCACCGCUCCGAAGCGUCCGGCUGGGCAACCAGAGCCACAACUACAGUUCCGCCCGCUGCAGAUUGCUGGCGCCUGUCUCGCCACUCGCUCGUGUUCAAAGAUCAUAGAGUAUCUUUGGUCGUGUUUACUGUUCCUCUUCUGACAACCUCACGUUUACUGCAAAGUGCCCGGGAAACCACAAGAGAGCUUCGAAACGAUUGAGCAUUUCGGAGCUAUGAGGUUUACAAUUACAAAAACAUGGGAUAGUUCGCCAGUCACUCACCAGGGAAUCACCAUGUCACUCAAACCAGAUGAUGAGGGAAUACUAAUGGAGGUAAAUGCCCCUUUCUUCAAUGAUCCGCCAUCCCCAGCUGGCCCAAGAGGAAAGCCUUACAAUCAGCUGUGGAAUUAUGAAGUUGUGGAAGCAUUUUUCUUGAAUAGCUGCAAAGAACAAUAUCUUGAAGUGGAAUUGUGUCCACAUGGACAGCAUUUAGUACUAUUACUUGCUGGUGAAGGAAAAGCAUGGAAGAAAGAAUUGGAUUUAAAAUAUGACUCAACAAUAGAUGAUCAACAUUGGGAAGGCAAAGCACUUGUUCCUUGGAGAUAUUUCCCUGAUGAUGUUACCAAGUUCAAUGCCUAUGCAAUUCAUGGUUCUGGUGAUAAAAGAGUUUACGAGGCUCUGUAUCCCAUACCUAAAGAACAGUUAAAGAAGGGACAGCUGCCUAACUUUCAUCGCUUGGAAUAUUUUGAGGAUUUCAGCUUGAACUUGAUUAUGGGAAACAAAUGGAAACAGCCCAGAUCUGAUCUGUGGAUGCCUGUCGAUGGGACUAAGAAGUGAUGCUGCCUAACCUGGUGGGUGUUUCCAGAACAUUCUUGCUUUGUUCCUGAUCUCAGAAAAUAUAUUAUUUUGAUUUUACUAUAUAUCUGUUUUCACUUACAUUUGUAAAUGUACUGUUCUGAAUAUAAAUUAAGGAACAUUGACACAGAAAGUAUUGUACAGAAAUUAUUUGUUUCAGUUGCUAAAAUUUAACAGCUUUUCAUUGAAAAAUAUCAACAAUAUAAGAGCUAAAGAAUACAGAGAAACAUUCCAAUGAUAGCUUGUGUUAUAAGAAGGAUGACCAGCUAACAUGUCUACUGCAAAUUGGACUGAACAAGAAAGUAAAGAUAUGAUGAAAAAAUCAAUUCCUAAAAUCACAGAGGUUUAAAAAUACUUAACAGACUAUUAUGCAAAAAAUAUACACAUUACUGUAAUAAUUUCUUAAUACCACAUAAUUAAACAAAACUAAAUGUAUCACAUGAAACCAAUAAAUGGUGUGCCAUCAAA